CAUUCGAUUCAUUCUCGUGAUUCUUCGUCAUUCAAAUUUUUUUUAUAGGAGCUUUGUCCAGCCGUUUUUUUUUUUUUUAAUCCCAGGCAUUAUCUUGGAAAUUUUUGGGUCAUUAUACAUGCGAGUGAUAUCCAUUUCUUUAGAAUCUGGGGACGGCAAAUAGCAUAUAUUCACUUACAAUCAAUCUUUCAUCCCAUGUUAGAGGCAUAUAGAUGUCAUAAACAAACAAUUGCUUUAGACAAUCUGUGUCUUUUAGGUAGCAAAGUUGGAUCUUUCAUCAGUGCCGUUGUCGAUUAAGUAGCGCGAAACAUUCUACAGUUGAGAGGAAUCGAUCAAUCAUUCUGAAUCGAUCAAUCACUGAAGUCUGAAGGCACAGAUGGGAAUAGGUUGAUUUUCUCUAAACAUGAUUUUAUCAGCACGGCCACACAUCAGGAGACUCUUCUCAUCCACCUGCGCCAUUGCUCGGUCUGAGUAUGGAGAUCUCUGUCGGUUCGGGAGUGACCCUGAACUGCUUCCGGUCAAAUCCCAUUUCCCCGUUUCUCUCGUAGAAUCCAACUCCCGGCUCAAAGAGCUGAUAAGGACCGAUCGCCUGAACGAUGCACGUGACUUGUUCGACGGAAUGGCUCAGAGGGAUGAAAUCUCAUGGACUACCAUCAUUUCUGGUUAUGUGAACUCUUCGCGUGUGGUCGAAGCCUUGUCGUUGUUCCUGAGAGUGUGGGUCGAGCCGAAUCUUAGGAUGGAUCCUUUUGUACUCAGCCUUGCCCUAAAAGCUUGUGGGCUCGAUAUGAAUGCAGACUUCGGAGACUCGUUGCAUGGGUACUCUGCGAAAACAGGAUUUGUGUACUCUGUAUUCGUAGGCAGUGCCCUCCUAGACAUGUACAUGAAAACGGGUCGGGUCCUGUUAGGUUGUCGGGUUUUUGAUGAGAUGCUGCUUAGAAAUGUUGUCUCUUGGACUGCCAUCAUAACAGGACUCGUUCGUUCAGGCCGGUGUAGGGAAGGAUUGGAUUACUUCUCUGAUAUGUGGGCUUCGAAACAACAGUGUGAUUCUUACACUUUUGCGAUCGCUCUAAAGGCUUGUGCUGAUUCGGGUAACUUGAAUGUGGGGAGAGAGAUUCACAGUCUUGUGGUCAAGAGAGGAUUCGACUCCACCUCGUAUGUGUCCAACACUCUUGCCACUCUUUACAACAAGUGUGGGAAGUUAGAUUACGGGCUUAGAUUGUUCGAGAGGAUCGAGACAAAAGACGUGGUCUCAUGGACGACUAUAAUCACUUCAUACGUUCAGAUGGGACAGGAGGAUGAAGCCGUCAGAGCAUUCUUGCGGAUGCGGGAGUCUGGUGUGGAUGCCAACGAAUACACCUUUGCAGCGGUCAUAUCGGGCUGUGCAGGGCUGGCAAGGAUUAAAUGGGGUGAGCAGUUGCAUGCCCAUGUAAUGAAGAAAGGUGUUUUGGGUUCAUUAUCGGUGGCAAACUCCACCAUGACAAUGUACUCAAAGUGCGGUGAGUUAGAUUCGACUUUGGCCAUAUUUCAGGAGAUGCACUUGAGGGAUGUGGUCUCCUGGAGCACGAUUAUUGCAAGCUAUUCACAGGCAGGUAUUGGUGAGGAAGCCUUUGAGCUUCUAUUGCGGAUGCGGAAGGAAGGUCCAAAACCGACUGAAUUUGCCCUGGCAAGUGUUCUGAGUGUUUGUGGUAAUAUGGCAAUUCUCGAGCAAGGGAAGCAAAUUCAUGCCCAUGUUCUGCAAAUUGGAAUAGAAAACAGAGCAAUGAUACAGAGCGGUCUGAUCAAUAUGUAUGCGAAGUGCGGGAGUAUAACAGAAGCGUCGAAGAUUUUCAAUGUUUCGAUGAUGAAUGAUAUUAUCUCAUGGACAGCCAUGAUUAAUGGGUAUGCUGAACAUGGGUUGAGCUUUGAAGCGAUAAAUUUGUUCGAGAGGCUUCAUGAUGUGGGUCUGAGGCCCGAUGCAGUGACCUAUAUUGGGGUUCUGACAGCCUGCAGUCAUGCGGGCCUUGUUGAUCUUGCGUUUUGUUAUUUCAAGGCAAUGACUGAGUGUUACCGGAUUCAUCCAACGAAGGAACAUUAUGGUUGCAUGAUUGAUCUCCUCUGCCGAGCAGGGCGACUGAGUGAAGCAGAGAGCAUGAUUGAGAACAUGCCAUUCCAUAGGGACGAUGUUGUGUGGUCGACACUGUUGAGGGCAUGCAGAGCCCAUGGGGAUGUCGACCGAGGGAGGCGGGCAGCAGAGCAAAUUUUGGAGAUGGACCCAAAUUGCGCUGGAACCCACAUCACCUUGGCUAAUAUGUACUCUGCCCAGGGGAGGUGGAGGGAUGCAGCUCACGUGAGGAAGCUGAUGAGGGCCAAAGGAGUAAUGAAGGAGCCCGGUUGGUCUUUGAUUAAGAUGAAGGAUUGCGUGUUUACAUUUGUUGCUGGUGACCGGACACAUUUACAGAGUGAAGAGAUUUAUUAUGCUCUCGAUAUGUUGGGAUUGGGAGAAAAUGAAUUUGAUGAUACAGACCUUAUUUUAGAUGUUCUUGAAGAUUGAAGGGAGAAACUCGUGCUAGUUAGUCUAGUGGUUGAUGGAGUGACUGGAGCAUUUCAUGUUCAGACCCCAAUUCCCUUGUUUAAUGCACUGUGAUCAUCCACAUGGAUUUCAUGAUCACUUCUCUCUGGUGUUUGUGGUAUGUUUUUAAGGAUCAGAUACAGAGAAUUGCUCGGUUUUGGCGAAUGAGGUCAAUAAGCAACUAUUGUCAUCAGAUCCAGGGGCAAAGUCAUGCAAUUCUUAAAAGAAAGAUCGUAGUCGAGCAUUUAUUUCAGAUGAAAGAUUCAGAUUGAAGCCACGUCCAUUGGAAAUUAUGGGUCAGCAAAACUAGAGAAGUUUUGUGCUUAACAGAGGAAGUCGCUUCCAGAGAAGCGACUACCUUCUUCAAAUACUAUUUGGCACAGGAAGGUGCAGAUGCUGGAUUGUUAACACAAGAUCUUUACCAGAAGGAUAAGCCUGUGGAGGGAAGGUGGAAGAAAUAGAAGUAGAUAUCAGAGAUUAUGUCGGAAAUAUGAUGUAUCGGAAUUCUAUGCCUUUUUCGAGUUAAAAGCUGGUUGUAACUGAGCGUCAAAUGUCAUUUUAUAUGGUUUAGCAGCAGACUCGUGAUGUCCGGGAAAAGUUCAACAAACUGCUGCCAGAAGCUCAGGCUUAUGACAAAUAGAGGACUGCCGCAGUUGGACAGUCAGUAGAGCUUCUGCCCAACACACAUAACUACCAGCAGGAGAUUGCCGCGCGGCGCAAGGCUUCAUGAUGUGUUUGGGGGAGGUGCAAUUUCAAUGAUUGAUCUGCAGUGUGGCCUACGUCCUGAAUGCUCUUUUUCCGAAACAGAUACGCAGGCAGAUUCUGGAAAUUCAGGUUUUGUGCUGCAUUCCUAUGAACUCGAAUCCCCACACCGGUGGACCAAGCACAGCCUCUAUUCUUAAGUCAAAAUAAACCAUGAAAUGUGAUACAACAUAUUUAUAAGCAGGGCCAUCUCGUGACUAGUGUACGGGUUGGAGCCUACGGCUCAGCCCCACUGAGGAGCAGGGACGAAAUUAGGAUUUUCAGCCAGCGGAGGCAAAGAUUUCUGUGUGUAAUAUUUCACUUCUAUACUAAUUAAUUGAUGAGGUUAGAUGUCAUUGAUAGAUAUCCUUUAUAAAUUUAGAUUAGUUAGAAGUAUUUACCAGUAAAUAUUUCGUACUUAUUCAUCUCA
This is a messenger RNA of Punica granatum (pomegranate), 3719 nucleotides long. NCBI's taxonomy places the organism in Eukaryota, Viridiplantae, Streptophyta, Magnoliopsida, Myrtales, Lythraceae. The record is from RefSeq and is a predicted model, not a curated record.